Molecule: messenger RNA, 1547 nt
Organism: Populus euphratica (Euphrates poplar)
Lineage: Eukaryota; Viridiplantae; Streptophyta; Magnoliopsida; Malpighiales; Salicaceae
Product: homeobox-leucine zipper protein HAT7-like
Exons: 3
Coding region: 251-1174 (307 amino acids)
Biological process (GO): positive regulation of DNA-templated transcription
Cellular component (GO): nucleus
Molecular function (GO): sequence-specific DNA binding; DNA-binding transcription factor activity, RNA polymerase II-specific
Source: RefSeq, a predicted model, not a curated record
GCAUCUGUGAUAUAUUACACAAUAUACGCCUCUCAUUCCAUCUCUCUCUCUCUCGCGACCUAAAAAUCGCUGUCCUUCAGUCUCUGAACCCAUCACCAUCCCCAUGUCCUCUUCCCAGCUAUAACCCGUCACACCUUGAAUUACUCAUGAAGAUCAGUCAGAUCGCAUAAUCCACAUCAUUAGCCCCUUAAAUUCUUGCAUCGAAAAAUUCACGGUAACGAAUGAAGUUGCAUCUAUAAAUUUAUGUAUAAUGAAUGAAAGAUCUUUUGCGCUGAGUGAUCAUCAUCAUCAUCAUAUGGCAUUCCCUCCCCAUCAUGGUUUUAUGUUCCAUUCCCAUGAAGACAAUGACCACCAUCCCUCUCCUUCUUCUCUCAACUCUCUUCCCUCCUGCCCUCCUCAGCUUUUUCCCGGAAGUGGAGGGCAGUUCUUGAUGAAGAGAUCGAUGUCGUUUUCUGGAAUGGAAAAAUGUGAAGAAGUAGGGCAUGGAGAAGAUGACUUGUCUGAUGAUGGAUCACAGAUAGGGGAGAAAAAGAAGAGGCUCAACUUGGAGCAAGUUAAGGCACUUGAGAAAAGCUUUGAGUUAGGAAACAAGCUUGAACCUGAGAGGAAAAUGCAGUUGGCCAAGGCUUUGGGUUUGCAGCCAAGGCAGAUAGCUAUUUGGUUUCAAAACAGGAGGGCUAGAUGGAAGACUAAGCAGUUAGAGAAAGACUAUGAGGUCUUAAAGAAACAGUUUGAUGCACUGAAGGCUGAUAAUGAUGCCCUUCAAGCCCAGAACAAGAAACUUCAUGCAGAGCUACUGUCUCUAAAAAGUAGAGAACCAAAUGAAGUUAACCUCAAGAAAGAAACUGAGGCUUCUUGGAGCAAUGGAAGUGAAAACAGUUGUGAUGUCAACUUAGAUAUCUCAAGAAAUCCAGUAGCAUCAAGUCCUGUAUCAUCCCAACUAACCACUAAACAUCUCUUCUCCGCACCCAUCAGGCCUGCAACCAUCACUCAACUUCUCCAAGGUUCAUCAAGAUCAGACCUUCAAUGUUUGAAGGUUGAUCAGUUGAUUCAUCAAGAUGAAAACUUCUGCAGCAUGUUCAAUGGCAUGGAGGAGCAGCAAGGAUUUUGGCCAUGGCCUGAGCAACAGCAUGCUACAUUUUCAUUGAACCAAGCUCAGUUCUCCAAUAAUUAGCUUACACCUAUCUUAUGGCUUUGGUUAUGGCUAAUUGAGACCAAGAACAAAAGUAGGAAUUUUUUCCCACCAAUUUAAGUUGAUCAUCUUUUGCUUGUAGAUUGGUAUAUAGAUGUGGAACAAAUGUGCUUCAAUAUCAGUUUGGUCUUAAAAUCAGUAUGGGGAAUUUGAUAGUUCUGAAUUAUAUAUUUUCCUUCCAAUACUUUUUUUUUCCCUUAAAUUUUUCAUAUAUUUUCAAUUUGUUAAUGGAUCAUAGUAGAAAAAAAAAUAACAUAUUUUAGUUAAGGUACAUGUGGCAUGUGCUAGUGAGUGGUUUCCAGCUCUGGCAUGUAAGCAUGGGUCAUGAAAUAAAAUUGGAUUCUCUGCUUGCAUC